UAUUCUUUCAGUACACCAAAGUUCCCAGUCAAUCUGUAUGACUUCAUUUUGAUGAAUCCCUACUCGAAUUUACACUUUGUGUAUCGAAAAUCCAUGAUCAGAUGACGACUGUCAGUCGGAUAAACAAUUUAGUCCAAGAAAAAGUUCAAAAAGACUCUUCCAAAUAUUACCACUCCCCACUUAUUCUAACAUCAGCUUCUCCACCAUGCACCUUUAUAAAAAUACAAGAUGAUCAUUUUUUUUAUGAGUUUUUCACUUCACUGUCUUAUUCUUCUUCGAUGGAGAGUCUUGAGCUUGCUUGUCUUAGUUUGGAGUGUGGUGAUGACCGCGUUUCCUCCUCUUUGAGUGAUGAUUAUGAGGCAAGCCUGUCCUUUUCGGAGAACUCUGACAGUUCAAUUGAUGGCUAUAACUUCAUUAAUUGUGAAAAUGAGGAAGUUUUUGAUUCUAAACGAGUGUUGACUCUGGUUAAAACAGAGUGCUCUGUCGAUAUACAAAGUGAUGUUCUUGAUUUUAACUUAUUGUUGGGGACAGCGGAAAGAGAUUGCAGAAUAUGUCAUCUGAGUCUUCAGAAGGGUGGGAGUGACAUAGAAUCUGGAACCGCAAUUCAAUUAGGAUGUUCUUGUAAGAACGAUUUGGCUGCAGCCCAUCAAGAUUGUGCUGAGACAUGGUUCAGAAUCAAGGGAAAUAGGAUCUGCGAAAUCUGCAAGUCAAUUGCACAAAAUGUCGUUGCCUCGGAUCAUAUGGAACCACCACAGCAAGCAAGUGAAGCCUUAACUUUGUCUGAAAAUGCAGCCUCAGCGCCUGUUUCAUCGAAUAUAGUGACUCCUUCGUUCUCAUAUGGUCAUCUGUUGCUGGAUUCUAUGUUUGCAUGUAUGGUGUUUGCAGUCUUCCUCAUAUGGAUAUUUCACUUCCACAUGGCAGUAUGACAUGCCAAAAAGUACGAUCAACUACACCAAAUAAGUCCUUUUAGUUUUUAAAUAAGAUGACUUACGUCGUAAUUUAACUUUUUUUUCUGUCGUGAAUUGUUGUAUGGAGAUUGUUCUGAUAGCACUAAUUGAUAAAUCAAUGUUAAGCUAAGAAUUAUUGUUUUUUUAUCCGUGUCCUAGCAAGU
This is a messenger RNA of Daucus carota subsp. sativus, 1111 nucleotides long. RefSeq lists its product as uncharacterized. The record is from RefSeq and is a predicted model, not a curated record. Gene Ontology annotation, molecular function: zinc ion binding. Lineage: Eukaryota; Viridiplantae; Streptophyta; Magnoliopsida; Apiales; Apiaceae. The transcript is spliced from 2 exons. Bases 102 to 926 code for a protein of 274 amino acids.